UUCUUUACUGUUUCCGUUUUCCCGUAAAAAAUGAUUAAAAAUAGGUCUUUUUUGGGAGCUUACAGUGACCUUACCCCUUAAAACAGAAUAAUGGAAAUAUUUGUGUUGUGGAACAUUUUUGACAACGAGGACGACGAUAAUUGGUCAAUACAUGUUAGAGAACACCAUUUUCGAAUCACCAAUUUCAUGGAAAUUGUUUUUUCUUUUUAUUCAUUAACAGAUUUUAAGUUACAUUUUCGGAUGCAAAGAAAUACGUUUGAAAUGUUAAUACAAAUUCUUGGGCCAGCUUUAUUAGAAAGAGAAAAUUCUCCACAAUUGCCACCAAGUAAGCAGAUUGCUAUAGUUCUAUGGAUUUUGAGUAAUCAAGAGGUUUACAGGUCCGUUGCAGAUCGGUUUAGUGUAGCUAAAGACACAAUAUGGAGAUGUGUUUUCAACGUGUGUUACGUUCUGGACGUAACACAGCACGUUCAUAAUUAUAUUAAAUGGCCAGAAGUGCCACAGUUAUUACAUAUAUAAGAGGAAUUUGUAGCUAUAAGCGAUUUUCCUGGUGUAGUAGGUGCUAUAGAUGGUUGUCAUAUCGCUAUUAGUGCCCGAAUCGAAAAUUAUAACAGUUACAUUAAUAGAAAGGAAUUUUAUUCUGUUUUGUUACAAGGUAUAUGCGAUCACAGAAUGAAAUUCAUAGAUAUUUAUGCAGGAAUGUGCGGUAGUGUAUGCCCGGGUAUGGCACUUAAGCGAUAUUAAAUAUAUGAUAGAUAAUAAUGUACAGAGAUAUUUUUCACGCAAUAGUCAUCUUUUAACUAAUUCCGCGUGUCCGUUAUCAUGUUAUAUGUUAACCCCGUACCGCGACAAUGGUCAUUAAAAUCAUACUCAACUUAAUUACAAUACAAAGUUAUCAAAAACACGCGUUAUAAUAGAAAGAGCAUUCGAUUUAUUAGGUUAAAAGGGCGAUUCCGUAAAUUAAGACACGUUUAUGUGUAUAAUACUGAAAUGAUUCCAUUGAUUGCAUGUUAUGUGUUACAUAACAUUUGCAUUAACAAUAAAGAUGAAACGGUAGAAAUUGUAAAAUCAAUGGAAAAUGAUGAUUAUAAUUAUAAUGGCAUUAUAGAAGCAAAUGGAAAAAGAAAUACUAUC
This is a messenger RNA of Odontomachus brunneus, 1131 nucleotides long. RefSeq lists its product as uncharacterized. The transcript is spliced from 4 exons. The record is from RefSeq and is a predicted model, not a curated record. The coding region runs from base 91 to 516 and encodes 141 amino acids. Lineage: Eukaryota; Metazoa; Arthropoda; Insecta; Hymenoptera; Formicidae.